Closterium sp. Yama58-4 is the source of this 2235-nucleotide messenger RNA. The record is from the annotation of a GenBank genome assembly. NCBI's taxonomy places the organism in Eukaryota, Viridiplantae, Streptophyta, Zygnematophyceae, Desmidiales, Closteriaceae.
AUGGGGAGACCCUGCCUUGCCCCUGGACCGUACAUUGUGCAAGGACCUCCGGUGCGCCUCCGUUACCCCGCGGGAUCCCGCCUCCUUCCUCCCCCCAGUGCGCCUCUCUUCUGCCGCGGGAUCCCGCCUCCUUCCUCCCCCCGAUGCGCCUCAGUUACCCCGCGGGAUCCCGCCUCCUUCCUCCUCCCAGUGCGCCUCUCUUCUGCCGCGGGAUCCCGCCUCCUUCCUCCCCCAGGUGCGCCUCAGUUACCCCGCGGGAUCCCGCCUCCUUCCUCCCCCCUGUGCGCCUCUCUUCUGCCGCAGGAUCCCGCCUCCUUCCUCCCCCCGAUGCGCCUCAGUUACCCCGCGGGAUCCCGCCUCCUUCCUCCCCCCAGUGCGCCUCUCUUCUGCCGCAGGAUCCCGCCACCUUCCUCCCCCCGGUGCGCCUCAAUUACCCCGCGGGAUCCCGCCUCCUUCCUCCCCCCAGUGCGCCUCUCUUCUGCCGCAGGAUCCCGCCUCCUUCCUCCCCCCGAUGCGCCUCAGUUACCCCGCGGAAUCCCGCCUCCUUCCUCCUCCCAGUGCGCCUCUCUUCUGCCGCAGGAUCCCGCCUCCUUCCUCCCCCCGAUGCGCCUCAGUUACCCCGCGGGAUCCCGCCUCCUUCCUCCCCCCAGUGCGCCUCUCUUCUGCCGCAGGAUCCCGCCUCCUUCCUCCCCCCGGUGCGCCUCAGUUACCCCGCGGGAUCCCGCCUCCUUCCUCCCCCCGAUGCGCCUCAGUUACCCCGCGGGAUCCCGCCUCCUUCCUCCCCCCAGUGCGCCUAUCUUCUGCCGCGGGAUCCCGCCUCCUUCCUCCCCCCAGUGCGCCUCUCUUCUGCCGCAGGAUCCCGCCUCCUUCCUCCCCCCGAUGCGCCUCAGUUACCCCGCGGAAUCCCGCCUCCUUCCUCCUCCCAGUGCGCCCCUCUUCUGCCGCGGGAUCCCGCCUCCUUCCUCCCCCCGAUGCGCCUCAGUUACCCCGCGGGAUCCGGCCUCCUUCCUCCCCCCAGUGCGCCUCUCUUCUGCCGCGGGAUCCCGCCUCCUUCCUCCCCCCGGUGCGCCUCAGUUACCCCGCGGGAUCCCGCCUCCUUCCUCCCCCCAGUGCGCCUCUCUUCUGCCGCAGGAUCCCGCCUCCUUCCUCCCCCCGAUGCGCCUCAGUUACCCCGCGGAAUCCCGCCUCCUUCCUCCUCCCAGUGCGCCUCUCUUCUGCCGCGGGAUCCCGCCUCCUUCCUCCCCCCGAUGCGCCUCAGUUACCCCGCGGGAUCCCACCUCCUUCCUCCCCCCAGUGCGCCUCUCUUCUGCCGCAGGAUCCCGCCUCCUUCCUCCCCCCGAUGCGCCUCAGUUACCCCGCGGGAUCCCGCCUCCUUCCUCCCCCCAGUGCGCCUCUCUUCUGCCGCGGAAUCCCGCCUCCUUCCUCCCCCCGAUGCGCCUCAGUUACCCCGCGGGAUCCCGCCUCCUUCCUCCCCCCGAUGCGCCUCAGUUACCCCGCGGGAUCCCGCCUCCUUCCUCCCCCCAGUGCGCCUCUCUUCUGCCGCGAGAUCCCACCUCCUUCCUCCCCCCAGUGCGCCUCUCUUCUGCCGCGGGAUCCCGCCUCCUUCCUCCCCCCGAUGCGCCUCAGUUACCCCGCGGGAUCCCGCCUCCUUCCUCCCCCCGAUGCGCCUCAGUUACCCCGCGGGAUCCCGCCUCCUUCCUCCCCCCAGUGCGCCUAUCUUCUGCCGCGGGAUCCCGCCUCCUUCCUCCCCCCGGUGCGCCUCAGUUACCCCGCGGGAUCCCGCCUCCUUCCUCCCCCCAGUGCGCCAGCUCUUCUGCCGCGGGAUCCCGCCUCCUUCCUCCCCCCGGUGCGCCUCAGUUACCCCGCGGGAUCCCGCCUCCUUCCUCCCCCCAGUGCGCCUAUCUUCUGCCGCGGGAUCCCGCCUCCUUCCUCCCCCCGGUGCGCCUCAGUUACCCCGCGGGAUCCCGCCUCCUUCCUCCUCCCAGUGCGCCUCUCUUCUGCCGCGGGAUCCCGCCUCCUUCCUCCCCCCGAUGCGCCUCAGUUACCCCGCGGGAUCCCGCCUCCUUCCUCCCCCCAGUGCGCCUCACUACCGCCGUCAGAUUUUGGUCGUUCGCUCCUACAGAUGCACCUCACUUCCGCCGCGAUAUCUUGCUGAUUCCCUCCACUGAAUGCACCCAACGAUUUCUAUCUCGGCGUCGCCUGCAUAUGCCUCCUGUUGCCCUAUCCGCGUAUUAA